AUGACAACUUCAGAGGGGAUCUACGCGUCGUUCCCGGGGCCCAGCGGUGGCGGGGAGCGCGCCCUGACCAAGCCAGCCGAGGGGGUGAAGAACAGCGGUUUCGACAAUGUGAACUCGGACCUAAUAAUGCACGUGAACGACGUGCUCGUGAGCGAGGAGAGCGGCCGCAGGUACCAUGUCAUGGACGCCGUCGGCCAGGGGACCUUCGGGCAGGUGGUGAAGUGCUGGUCGCAGGAGACGCAGGGCCUGGUCGCCGUCAAGGUGAUAAAGAACCAGGAAGCAUAUUACCACCAGGCGCGGGUGGAGGUGGGCAUCCUGCGGCUGCUGAACGAGCGCUACGACACCGAGCGCCACAACAUCGUGCGGCUGCUCGACUUUUUCCGCUUCCGCGACCACCUGUGCCUGGUCUUCGAGCUGCUGGACACCAACCUGUACGAGCUGCUCAAGCGGAAUGGCUACCGGGGGCUGUCGCUGCAGCUGGUGCGAUUCUUUCUCAAGCAGAUGCUGGACUGCCUCGCGAUGCUCAGGGACGAGAGGAUCAUCCACUGCGACCUGAAGCCCGAGAACGUGCUGCUGAGGGACCAGACGUCCGGCAGGAUCAAAAUCAUCGACUUCGGGUCCGCGUGCCUGGAGCACAAGACGGUGUACUCGUACAUUCAGAGCCGCUUCUACCGAUCGCCAGAGGUCGUGCUAGGAUACCCCUACACCACCGCCAUUGACAUGUGGUCUCUGGGCUGCGUCGCGGCUGAGCUGUUUCUGGGCUUGCCACUGUUUCCCGCAGCCUCAGAGAGGGACCUAUUGGCACGGCUGUAUGAGAUGCUGGGCCCACCACCCGAAUCGAUAUUGAGAGUGGCAAAGCACUGCAAGACGUACUUCAAGGAAACAGAAGUGGUUGUGGACGGGCGUAAGAAGAUGCAGCACGAGUUGCUGUCAGAGGAGGAGUUUGAAGCAAGGAACAAUGCCAAGAGCCCAUCUGGCAAGCGGUAUUUCAUGCAUGCAAAGCUGGCGGAUAUCAUCGGCGCAUACCCCAUGAAAUCAGGGAUCAGCGAUAAAGAGGUGCAGGAGGAGCAGGAUUGCAGGAAAUGUUUCGUGGACUUUCUCUUGGGCAUUCUGGAGGUGGAUGCACAUGCACGCUGGACACCCCAUCAGGCUGCUUUGCAUCCCUUCAUAUCUGGCGACCGCUUCACAGGGCCCUUCCAACCUCCACCAGCACCAGAUUCAAGGUCGCACACCCAUCCUGUGGGCAUCCAGGACCCAAGAGCGGCGCGAGGCCACUCCUACAGCUGGCAUGCAGAUGCCUUUCAGGCUCAUUCUGCAACAGCAGGCUACUUUCCAUCUCCUGCCCAUGCCCAGGCCCAUGCACAGGCUCAUGCCAUAGCCAUGGCCACUGUGCAGCAGCUGAGUCCGCAGAUGAGUCCCCACUUCGGCUCCAACAAUGUGCCUGGCGGCCUUGGAAUGUUGACAGGAACACCCGAUGACGCACUGCUGUCGUCAACCUUGCAGCCCCAACCUGCGACCGGCACAAAGGGUGCAGAGGCAACCAAUGGUGCAAUGCAGCAGGGUCGAGCAGAGCCAGCUGCGCGGCCCCCCGUGCUGCCUUGCCUGCCCCCAAGGCAGCUGAGCAGCAUCCUGACAGGCCACGGUCUGAGUCCACGGACAUUCGGGACUGCACCAUAUGCGCAGUCCAUGCCGAACAGCCAAAUGAGCCCCAUGUAUCUAGACAGAAUCGCAGCGGUGGCUGGGGCAGCAGCAGCUGCUGCAGAGGAAUCUGUGAGACAGCAAUUGGGCUCUCUGACGGGGCUGGGGCCAAUGAUUGCUGACCCUUCUGUGGACAAACCUCCUCCGCAUCCAGCCCCUCUCGGGCUGUUGCCAGACUUCAGUCCUAGAGUGGUGGGCUUUCGGUUGCCGGAUGCCAACUGCAGAUUUGACACAGUGGAAACUGUGCCUGGCCAGUCAGCCAGCCACCAGCCAAGUGGGGAAGUCUCUCCUUUGGCUGUUGACAGUGCGCAGACAAGCUCUUGGGUGGAGCUGAAGAUGGGUAUCAAGCUUGGGGAAGACAGCGGGGAGUGGGAUGGUGGCGAAUGUCCAACCUCCAGGAUAUAUGAUGAAGAUGAUGGCACAACAGUGGAAGAGUACAGUCCUAGCCCAGGGGACUGGGAUCCCAAUUACAGCGAUAUUGAGUUCCUUCAUUCACCUGGGAGAGAGGGCGCCCUUGACUGGGAUGUCGAUCAGCAUGGCCACGUGCCGUAUCAUCCACGCAUCGGCAUUCCGUUAGCCAUCCCAGGAGCUGGGUACUGCCCUGCUGGUAUGCCAGACCCCGGAUCGCCAACAUCGUCUUGGCAGGUGUCACAGAAUGUGGCCAAUCAGCAGGUAGGCGCAGGCGUACACGUGGAUGGUCAGGCAGCUGCUGAGAAUGGGGCAGAUCAUGGGGGCAGCAAAAACCGACCAAAGCGUGGCAGGUCAUCUGGCGCGGUGCUGGGCGGCCCACAGAAUGCCUGGGGAUCUGGACAAGGCCCACAGCACUUCCGGUUUGCAACGAACGAAGGCCUGCCCUUUUUGACCUGCACAAUGGACAGUCCGAGGACAUCUGCCUAUGUGCCUGGCCAGGCACCACAUGCCCUGCAGGCCUCUGGGUGGCCUGCUGGGACACAACCCUCUCGGCUUAGUGAGAGCAGUGUCAGGGCACUGGACGCUGCAAACGGUUCUUUCCAGUCGGGUUUGAGCCCCACCGCAGAGGUUUGCAGCUGGAUGGGGAGCCCGGAGAUUAACACAGGGCUAUGCAUGAAUACAUCCGGUGGCAUUCCUGGGGAUUAUGCUGCAGCCAUGGGGGCAGCUCAAGGCCAUGCUGGACCCAAUUUUGUUGGAACUCCAACGAGAGGGGGGUGCUCCAGUGCUGCGGGGACUCCCAGGGGGCCUCAAAUUGGGACUCCCUGGGGAAGUCACCUGGAUGGGGUGCAGCAGGAACAACGGAGGGCACAGGUGCGUAACGGACCGCAGAUGCACAGGCCUGCCCCUAUCCACCCCACGGCAGGGUCUGAGCACAGCAGCUAUGUCUGGGGAUCCCGUGACAGCUCAUUGGGGCCAGACGAUCCCCAUUGCAUUAUGGAUGGGCAUGAGGUGCUCCGCAAUGAGUCUCCCAUGCGGAUUCCCCAGGAGGGCCAGGUUGUUGGACCAACAGGGGCCAUGGCAGAGGUGCACCGGGGCCAGCAGCAUUGGCGCCGUGGAGAUGCUCAGCGCUCAAGGUACAGAGCAAACAGCGACAGCUUCAGCAGGCCUGCUGGAAUGUCUGUUGGAAACGGGAAGAGCCGGUCUAUGGACUGUGGCAGUGGGCAGCAGAGACCGCCGCUGAAUGGCGCUGGGGGUCAGGGAAACUGGCUGCAUCCUCAGCAUCGUCAGAGGUCUUCCAACGGCAGUGACGCAGGUCAGGGAGGGUCAGGUCAGGUAGACUCAGAAGUGCACAGGGCAGGCAGUCAAUGGGAGCAGUCGUCACAUGAGAAGGCACAUGGAUGUGCGAAACAGCAUGCAGCUGGGGCCCACAGAGUUCUGUCAAGGUUGCGCACAGGCCGCCGCUCCUCAGGCUCAGGUCAGAUGGAUCAGCCGACUCCUGAGCAUAGACAGUCGAGUAGCCAGGGAUUUGUAGGAGAUGUGAGGGAAAGCCGGACUGGUGUGGGUACCCUGCAGCGAGUUUCUGGUACUGAAGAAAUUCGUGCUGGGAGCGGUGGUGGCGACUUUUCUUUUCAACGUUAG
This is a messenger RNA of Ostreobium quekettii, 3747 nucleotides long. The record is from the annotation of a GenBank genome assembly. Lineage: Eukaryota; Viridiplantae; Chlorophyta; Ulvophyceae; Bryopsidales; Ostreobiaceae.